This is a messenger RNA of Diachasmimorpha longicaudata, 1796 nucleotides long. RefSeq names its product Cytosolic non-specific dipeptidase 2 (gene Cndp2). The record is from RefSeq and is a predicted model, not a curated record. Gene Ontology annotation, molecular function: metallodipeptidase activity. Bases 193 to 1632 code for a protein of 479 amino acids. Gene Ontology annotation, biological process: proteolysis. The transcript is spliced from 4 exons. Lineage: Eukaryota; Metazoa; Arthropoda; Insecta; Hymenoptera; Braconidae.
CACAAAAUAAAGCAGACAAACCGCCUGUCAUCAUCAUAAUUGCCGGUCAAAUAUUACCAUUAGCGUCGAUUCGCUCAUUCGCAGAUAAUUACAAGGAGAGCUGGAACUAUUGGAAUUCAAGCUCCGCCUACACGAUAAACAUUGAUCUUCAACAACUCAACGCCGAAGGUUUUCCCCGAACAAACCAGAAUCAUGGCGUCAGAAAUCCCUGCAGUAUUGCAGAAACUUUAUGGCUACAUAGACCAACAUAAAAAGGAAUACAUCGAUAAUCUCCGUGAAGCAGUCGCCAUAAAGUCGGUAUCAUCAUGGCCAGACUCUCGUGGCGAAUGCGUAAGGAUGAUAGAGUGGAUGGAGGUGAAGAUGAAGGCGCUUGGAGCCCAGACAGAGUUAGCCCCAAUUGGUAAUGAAACACUUCUGGAUGGCAGAGUCAUCCCACUUCCUCCUGUUCUCCUCGCAUCACUCCCCAAGGACCCAAAAAAGAAGACAGUCUUGAUCUAUGGACAUCUGGACGUUCAGCCAGCCCUCAUCGAAGACGGUUGGGACACCGAGCCCUUCACCCUCAUCGAAAAGGACGAUAAACUUUUUGGUAGGGGCAGCACCGAUGACAAGGGUCCAGUUCUCUGCUGGCUGCAUGCUCUCCAAGGUUACAAGGCCAUUGGUGAGGAAUUCCCAGUAAACCUGAAGUUCAUUUUCGAGGGAAUGGAGGAGUGUGGCUCUGAGGGGCUCGACAAACUCCUCUGGGAGAGAAAGGAUUCAUUCCUGAAUGACAUUGAUUAUGUCUGUAUCUCUGAUAACUACUGGUUGGGUACUACCAAGCCCUGUAUCACUUAUGGCCUUCGUGGGCUGACGUACUACCAUCUUGAAGUAUCCUGUGCUAAGGCUGAUUUGCACAGUGGAUCCUACGGUGGUUGUGUCCACGAGGGUAUGAGCGAUCUCAUCUACUUGCUCAAUACUCUGGUUGAUGUCAAUGGCAAGAUACAGGUCGAAGGGAUUUACGAUUCUGUUGCCAAACUGACUGAUGCAGAGAUCAACAGUUACAAGGACAUCGAAUUCGAUGUGGCUGAGUUUAAGACAUCCGUCGGUGCUAAUAGACUUGCUCACAACGAAGACAAAACCCAGUUGUUGAUGCAUCGCUGGAGGCAGCCCAGUCUCUCCAUUCAUGGAAUUGAGGGUGCCUUCAGCGAGCCCGGGGCCAAGACUGUGAUACCAAGAAGAGUAGUUGGAAAAUUCUCGAUCAGAAUUGUUCCUGAUAUGAAGGUUGAGGAUGUUGAGGCUAAGGUGAAGGCACAUCUUGAAAAGGAGUGGAAGAAGAGGGGGAGUCCGAAUAAUAUGAAGAUUGUUAUGGGACAUGCGGGAAGCCCCUGGACGGAGAAUCCAGAUCAUCCGCACUACGUUGCUGCCAGGACAGCCACCAAGUACGUGUAUGGGGUGGAUCCUGAUUUAUCUAGAGAGGGAGGCUCCAUUCCUGUCACACUCACCUUCCAGGAGGUCACUGGGAAGAAUGUACUACUGUUGCCAGUUGGCUGUGGUGAUGAUGGAGCACAUUCCCAGAAUGAAAAGCUCAAUAUUCGGAAUUACAUUCAGGGUACCAAACUACUGGGUUCAUAUCUCUACGAAGUCUCUCGCCUGUGAAAGGAUGACGUACUAUAAUGAGGAUUACGGAGAAUCCUGAGAGUUUGAAAGAUGAGAAAUAUAUUUUACAUCUUUGUUAAUACUUUGUUCAUUCAUAGAACUGGCCUAUACAUGAAAGAGGAUUAGUCUCAAAGACACCUUUAAUAAAAAAAUAUUGAAAAAUA